This is a messenger RNA of Vicia villosa (hairy vetch), 1150 nucleotides long. RefSeq names its product deSI-like protein At4g17486. Lineage: Eukaryota; Viridiplantae; Streptophyta; Magnoliopsida; Fabales; Fabaceae. Gene Ontology annotation, biological process: protein deubiquitination. The record is from RefSeq and is a predicted model, not a curated record. Gene Ontology annotation, molecular function: deubiquitinase activity. The transcript is spliced from 4 exons. The coding region runs from base 199 to 942 and encodes 247 amino acids.
UAUAACUACAUAACACAACCAGCUUUCACUUGUUUUGUCAGAACAAGAAGAUAUUAACCAAACAAUGUGCGAGUUUCAGACACACACAUUGUUUCAUCAAUGACUAAUUAUUCAUUCAUACUUUGGUGGAGUAGUUUUUCACUUCACUCUUAAUAGGUUGGAAAUAGAUAUUGAGUGGUUACUGGAUUCAUUCAUAAAAUGAAAUCUGGAUUUAAAAAUGGAUGGCCUUCGAUCGUUCGGUUUCGACUCAAACACAAAUCAGUUACACCCUUUUGCAUAUUCUCUAAAUUGAAGUCAGAUGGGAACAAACCUGGGAACACUCCUGUUUAUCUUAAUGUGUAUGAUUUGACCACUGUUAAUGGCUAUAUGUAUUGGGCUGGAGUUGGUAUUUUCCACACUGGACUUGAAGUUUAUGGAGUGGAAUAUGCGUUUGGAGCUCAUGACUAUCCAACAAGUGGUGUGUUUGAGGUUGAACCUAGGCAGUGUCCUGGAUUUAAGUUUAGGAAGUCGAUUUUCGUGGGGACUACUAGCUUAGAUCCGUUCCAGAUUCGAGAGUUCAUGGAGAACAUGUCUGCAAAAUACAAUGGUGAUAGUUAUCACUUGAUUGUCAAGAACUGUAAUCAUUUCUGUGAAGAUAUUAGUUACAAGCUAACCGGGAAUUCUAUACCGAAAUGGGUCAAUCGUCUUGCAAGAAUAGGUUCCCUUUGCAAUUGCAUACUUCCUGAAGCACUUAAAACUUCUACGGUUCAGCAUGAUUCGAACUUUCAAGAGAGUGAGAGUGAAAAAAAGAGACUACGAACGGCCUUCAGUUGCUUGUCAUCGAUCUCGAUGCCACAAAUGGAAGUACCAAUGUGUUCGUUGUUUCUGCAUUCUCACUAUAAAGGUUGCUUACCGCCGUGGCAGUUAAAGAAAUCUAAAAAAGACUCACUAAAGCAAAAAUGAAAAGAAGGAAUUAUUGUUUUCGGUCAUUCAAUCUCCUCUGUAAGAGCAAAAUUUUCUGUCAAUAGUUAUUUUGAUUCUCCAAGAUGUUUCAAUUUUUUGUCCUUUUUAUUGUCUAGCUUUUUUCCUUGUAAUCUUUGUCUGAUUCUGAAUUUCUGUAACAUAUAUUGCUGUGGAUGUUGCUUUUAAACAAAGACAUCCCUUAUGGAUA